UCGUCGGACUCAACUCAAGGCAGGCUCUCCAGCCCCCAAGCUUCAUCAUCAAGCUCCCCUUCUGUUGAGGCUCUCGCAUUUGCUGAGAGCUUCUAGUAAACGAGUCCGAUCUCCGCCGUUGUGUCAUAACUUAGAGCUUGCGAAUCUGUCAUGAAACUUGUUCUCAGAGCGGUACGCAUUUGGCACUCAUGAGCGUUUUUGGAAAAUUUGCGAGGACUUCCUUGGUGGCAGUAUUUCCAGGAGUCAGGAACCCGUCGCACUGAGUGAUUGCGGCGUAAUUGGAUUUAUUCCGGGUUGUGUAUGCGGAGUUUCGGCGUUUGAGUCGACAUCGAGAAGUUCUGCGCGAGUUUUUGGUGGUUUAAGUGCACGAGCAGUCAGCUCGCUUGUGCCUUACAUGAGUCGGUUAAGAUUGUGCCAAUAUAUUAUGCAUUUCUGUUUCAGAAGUUGAGAGAAGUCUCUAAUUAUUGCCCUAUUGUUGUUGCGGAGGUUCUUUGUUUCUUUUGGAAAUGCGAUGCACAGUUUCCACGUGGUAGAACGGAACUUCCAUUUUUCUUUCAGAACUUGCUCGUUCUAAAGUUCGGCCCUCCAUUGCAUGCCGGAAAUUUGUGUGGAUGGAAUUGAGAAUCACUGCGGCAUCGAAUCGUGCAAUUGUCGAAACUUUUAGCAAUAGUAGACAACCAUCGAACAUCUUUAGAAUAUUUUUCGUUCCCCAUGGAUUACAGAAGCCUAAGUGGUUUGUUUGAGGACGAGGAGGAAGAGCAGGAGGAUACCUAUGACACGGAUUUGUUGGCCAACAAGGAGUAUCUGGUGUACCUCAUUGAUUCUGGCUGCGACAUGAUGCUGCCGUUUGAGAAAGGGGAGUCAUGCUUAAAAUGGGCGAUGAAGGCUGUCGAAGAAAACUUGAAGAAAAGGAUUAUUGCGCGAGAUGACAAAGUUGGAAUUUGUUUCUUCAAUACAUUGAAAAAGAAGAAUAUCCAAGAGGCAGACGGUGUGUAUGUGUGGUCGGAGCUUGAUGAUUUGUCGGCGGAGCUCAUUAGAAACUUUCGUUCCUUGCAUGGAAGUUUCCAAAAGGAUAUUGGUAGUCAAGUCACGGCAGCAGCAAAUGCAAGGGAGCAUCCUUUACAUGAUGCACUGUGGGUGGUACAGGCUAUGCUUCGUUCAGGUGUAAAGAACGUGGAAAAGUCUGUAGUUAUCAUCACAAACAAUGACGAUCCAUUUGGUGAUAUUAAUGACGCUUUCGUGAGGAAGGAUUUGGAGCGCACAACCAUCCAACGAGCCUUAGAUGCUCAAGAUUUGGGAAUAAAUAUCGAAUUGGUUGCCUUAAACACUCCUGAUAAAUUAUUUGAUAAGACCUUCUACAAUAUGAUUACUCAAUUUGAGGGUAACGAGGAUGCAUCACAAGAUUCUGAACCAUCUUCCAGAUUUGAUGAUCUCGUGGACACCUUGAGGAGAAGAAUGUACAAGAAACGAAUUGUACGCAAAAUGCUCUUGACAGUCGGAAGUGGUACUGAGAUUGCGUUGAAAACAUAUGCUUUAAUACGCCCCGCAGUGCCACCCUCUCACAUUUUUGUUGAUUCGCGUAACAAUCAGCCCCUCAAGAUCGAAAGGACCUACAUCUGUUCAGACACCGGAGCAUUGAUGCAUGAGCCUCUGAAGAGAUUUGAAGAAUAUCAAGGGAAGAAGGUCGUAUUUUCUGUGGACGAUGUGUCAGAUAUCAAAAGGAUAUCCAGUGUUCAACUUCGACUCUUGGGAUUCAAGUCUAUGUCAUGUUUACAACCGUAUCACAAUUUGCGCCCGUCAACUUUCAUAUAUCCUGACGAAGUGGCGGUAAAGGGAAGCACAUGCGCUUUUAUUGCUUUACACAGAGCUAUGGUGCGAUUGAACAAAUAUGCUCUUGCUUGCUUGUCGUCACGAGCAACAUUUCAAUUGGUUGCACUAGUUGCACAGGAGGAAGAAGGUGAUAGCACAAAUGGCAUGAAUGUGAUAUAUUUGCCUUAUUCGGAUGAUAUUCGCCCUGCGGAGAAGUACCAUACAAGCAUCUCCCCAAUUUCGAAGGCAUCGGAAGAGCAAGUGGAGAUGGCAACAGAUUUAAUUAAAAAACUUCACUUAAAGAACUUUUCAGUUACAGAUAUUCAAGAUCCAGCUCUACAGAAACAAUAUAGAAUCAUUGAGGCAGUGGGACUUGAGGAAGAUGAUAUCUCAGAAAUUGAGGAUGAAACUCUACCAGAUUCAAAGCGUAUAGAACGUGCAAGUUUUUUUGCGAAGAUAUUUAAGAAUAGUGUGUUCGGGGAGCAAUACGAUGAAGAGGAAGCAGAAUCUGCUGCUGCAAAAGAGAAGGGCGGCGCAGCAGCACAGAAGCGCAAAGCAGCCGCAGAACUGGCUGCCACAGAAGCUCAAGAGUAUAAUUGGGUACAGCUAGCAGACGCUGGAAAGCUCAAGAGUCUUACUACAGAGCAGCUCAAAAUUUACUUGAGAGCUAACGGCCUCCCAUUGUUGGGCAAAAAGGACAUCUUGAUCAAUCGAAUUCUUACUCAUCUUGGCAAAUGAGGUCAAAGCUGCUGCUUGCCUGAUUUUUGUGGAUCCACGUUGUACAUUAAAAUUAUUGGAGUUUUGAGCAGAGAGCAUAGUUGCAGUGUACCUCGUGGUUCCUCAAACUCAUGCAUUGGUAAUGUAGCGACCGGUUUUAUUAUUUUUCCCAGUGAUGGGAGGGUAGCUAACUCAACGCGAUAAUGUCAAAUACUCGUUUAUUGGGUUCUGAAUUUCUGCAAUGAAAAUUAUAAGCUUACAACAGUAGUUGAAACAUUCAUAAAAAAAUAACUUAUCCA
Molecule: messenger RNA, 2825 nt
Organism: Physcomitrium patens
Lineage: Eukaryota; Viridiplantae; Streptophyta; Bryopsida; Funariales; Funariaceae
Source: RefSeq, a predicted model, not a curated record